UCGACCACGACUGCAGCCAUGGACGCGUCGCUGCGCCUCAUGAUCGUGUUCCUCGCGUUGUUCCUCGGCGCGUUCAUCGUUUACAUCCUCCUGUCGACCUGCCUCGGCCCUCCCCUCAUCCGCUGGGCGCGCUCUCUCCUCGCGGCCCACCACGCCGCGUCGCAGGGCUCGACCUGGGAUGGCGGCGCCGGCGGCGGGUACCGGAGCUUGCGGCGCAGGGGCGCCGGCAUGGGCGGGCUCGAUCAGGGGAGGGGCGGCGUCGAAGGGUACGAGAUGGCGAGCCUGGGAGCGGAGGAGGACGAGUGAGCGAGGACGGCGAGCGUGAGCGGGUGGGUGCAGCGAGCGGGACGGCGGCCGCGCCGGCCGGUCGUCGAGCAGCGUGCGCCGGGAUACGGGGCCCGACGCUCGCCGCCAGAGCAGCAGCAGCUUUUGCGCGCCCUCGCGUUCGGCGACCGCCCCUUCCUGCCGCGGUCGACGCGCGAC
Molecule: messenger RNA, 483 nt
Organism: Rhodotorula graminis WP1
Lineage: Eukaryota; Fungi; Basidiomycota; Microbotryomycetes; Sporidiobolales; Sporidiobolaceae
Exons: 2
Coding region: 19-306 (95 amino acids)
Source: RefSeq, a predicted model, not a curated record